Messenger RNA from Lodderomyces theae, 3153 nucleotides. It is a transcript of the gene CEF3, whose product is annotated as translation elongation factor EF-3. Gene Ontology annotation, molecular function: ATP binding; translation elongation factor activity; ATP hydrolysis activity. NCBI's taxonomy places the organism in Eukaryota, Fungi, Ascomycota, Pichiomycetes, Serinales, Debaryomycetaceae. Bases 1 to 3153 code for a protein of 1050 amino acids. The record is from RefSeq and is a predicted model, not a curated record. The transcript has a single exon.
AUGUCUGCUUCUAAGGAAUCAAAAUACUCCACAGAAGUACUUUCUGAGUUGUUGAAAAACUUGCAAGUUGCCGACGACAAGGAUGCGGCUGCUAACAACAUUGCCACUUUUUUGAACUCUUCAAUUGUUGAACACGAUGUUCCAGCUGAAUUUUUCAGUGAUUUGAAGAAGGAAAUCAAAUCAAAGGAUGCUAAGGUUGCCGUUGCUGCUUUGGAUGCUUACAAGCACAUUGCAUCCCCAAACAACUUGACUCCAUCUGUUGAGCCAUAUGUUGUUGAAUUGGUUGGUGAAGUUGCUACCAGAGCUGGUGACAAGAGCAAGGAUGUCCAAACUGCUGCUUCUGCUGCAUUGUUGGCCAUUGCUGGUGCCAUCACCCCAACUGCAGUCAAAGCCAUUUUGCCAAAAUUGGUUGACAACUUGCAAGCCACCAACAAGUGGACUGAAAAAGUUGCCAUCUUGGCUGCUGUUUCUCAAUUGGUUGACACUGCCAAAGCUCAAGUUGCAUUGAGAAUGCCUGAAUUGAUUCCAGUCUUGUCCGAAACUAUGUGGGAUACCAAGAAGGAUGUCAAGGAAGCUGCCACUGCUACCAUGACCAAAUGUACCGAAACCAUUGACAAUAAGGAUAUCGAAAAGUUUAUUCCUAAAUUGAUUGAAUGUAUUGCCAAGCCAACAGAAGUUCCAGAAACCGUUCACUUGUUGGGUGCCACUACUUUUGUUUCCGAAGUUACCACUGCUACUUUGUCCAUCAUGGCUCCAUUGUUGUCCAGAGGUUUGGCUGAAAGAGACACUGCCAUCAAGCGUAAAGCAGCUGUUAUUGUUGAUAACAUGUGUAAGUUGGUUGACGAUCCACAAGUUGUUGCUCCAUUCUUGGACAAAUUGUUGCCAGCUUUGAAGUCCAACUUUGCUAACAUGGCUGAUCCAGAAGCCAGAGAUGUUACCAACAGAGCCCUCAACACUUUGAGAAGAGUUGGUGCCGUUGGUGAAGGUGACAAGUUGCCAGAAAUCUCCACUGCUGGUGACGUUGAAGUCACUUUGGGUGAAUUUGACAAGUUGGUUGCUGACAAGAAGAUUGCCAACAGAUUUGACGUUGCCAAAAACUAUAUUGCUGCUAUUGCCGGUGAUUUGGUAGAUGAAAGAGAAAUCCAACCAGAAGCUUGGUUGCAAAACGUUUUGCCAUUUGCUACUAUCUUUUUGCACGAAAAGGAAGCCAAGGAAAUCAUUGAGGAAUACAGAAAGAGAGCUAUUGACAACAUCCCACAACCACCAUCAUUCGAAGAUGAAGAAGACGAAGGUGAAGACUUGUGUAACUGUGAGUUCUCAUUGGCUUAUGGUGCUAAGAUCUUGUUGAACAAGACCCAAUUCAGAUUAAAGAGAAACAGAAGAUAUGGUUUGUGUGGUCCAAACGGUGCUGGUAAAUCCACCUUGAUGAGAGCUAUUGCCAACGGUCAAGUUGAAGGUUUCCCAAGUCAAGAUGAAUGUAAGACUGUUUACGUUGAACACGAUAUUGAUGGUACCCACGCCGAAACCACUGUUUCCCAAUUCGUUAUCGAAGACGGUGAAGUUGGUUUGACUGAACAAGUUGUUGAAGACAAGUUGAGAGAAUUCGGUUUCUCUGAUGAAAUGAUCAAGAUGCCAAUCCAAUCAUUGUCUGGUGGUUGGAAGAUGAAGUUGGCUUUGGCUAGAGCCGUCUUGAAGAAUGCCGAUAUCUUGUUGUUGGAUGAACCAACUAACCAUUUGGAUACCGUUAACGUUGCUUGGUUGGUUAACUACUUGCAAACAUGUGGUAUCACCUCUAUUAUUGUUUCCCACGAUUCUGGAUUCUUGGACAAGAUCUGUCAAUACAUUAUCCACUACGAAGGUUUCAAAUUGAGAAAAUACAAGGGUAACUUGUCAGAAUUCGUUAAGAAGUGUCCAUCAGCUCAAUCAUACUAUGAAUUGGGAGCUUCUGAUUUGGAAUUCAAAUUCCCAGAACCAGGUUUCUUGGAAGGUGUCAAGACCAAACAAAAGGCUAUUGUCAAGGUUUCCAACAUGACUUUCCAAUACCCAGGUACUUCCAAGCCACAAAUUAGAGACAUCAACUUCCAAUGUUCAUUGUCAUCGAGAAUUGCCGUCAUUGGUCCAAAUGGUGCUGGUAAAUCAACUUUGAUCAAUGUCUUGACUGGUGAAUUGUUGCCAACCGAGGGUGAAGUUUACGUACACGAAAACUGUCGUAUCGCAUACAUUAAGCAACACGCUUUUGCUCAUAUUGAUAACCACUUGGACAAGACUCCAUCUGAAUAUAUCCAAUGGAGAUUCCAAACUGGUGAAGAUAGAGAAACCAUGGACAGAGCUUCAAGACAAAUCAACGAAGAAGAUGAACAAAACAUGAACAAGAUUUUCAAGAUUGAAGGUACUCCAAGAAGAGUUGUUGGUAUCCACUCAAGAAGAAAGUUUAAGAACUCUUAUGAGUAUGAAGUUUCAUGGUCAUUGGGUGAAAACGUUGGUAUGAAGAAUGAAAGAUGGGUUCCAAUGAUGUCUGUUGACAACACUUGGUUGCCAAGAGGUGAAUUGAUGGAAACCCACGCCAAGUUGGUUGCUGAAGUUGAUAUGAAGGAAGCUUUGGCUUCUGGUCAAUUCAGACCAUUGACCAGAAAGGAAAUCGAAGAGCACUGUGCCAUGUUGGGAUUGGAUGCUGAAUUGGUUACCCACUCUAGAAUCAGAGGUUUGUCUGGUGGUCAAAAGGUUAAGUUGGUCUUGGCUGCUUGUACUUGGCAAAGACCCCACUUGAUUGUUUUGGAUGAACCAACCAACUAUUUGGAUAGAGACUCUUUGGGAGCUUUGUCCAAGGCUUUGAAGGCUUUCGAAGGUGGUAUUGUUAUCAUCACCCACUCUGCUGAAUUCACCAAGGAUUUGACUGAAGAAGUCUGGGCCGUUUUGGAUGGUAGAAUGACCCCAUCUGGUCACAACUGGGUCCAAGGUCAAGGUUCAGGUCCAAGAAUUGAGAAGAAGGAAGAUGAAGAAGAUAAAUUCGAUGCUAUGGGUAACAAGAUUGCUGCAGCUAAGAAGAAGACUAAGUUGAGUUCUGCCGAAUUGCGUAAGAAGAAGAAGGAAAGAAUGAAGAAGAAGAAGGAAUUGGGUGAUGCUUAUGUCUCUGAAGAUGAUGAAGAUUUCUAA